AUGCCAGACGGCGAUAAAGCCUCCGUCGGCCAUGUGGAGGAGAUUGAAGCGCUUGGAGGAGCCAAACAGAAUCAAAAAGCCAUGGGAACGGUGAAGUUGACAGAAGGAGCAAUUGUCUACAUUCCCACCCCAACGGCAGAUCCACGCGAUCCUUUGAAUAUGCCACGCUGGCAGAAGACUGUUGUUCUCAUUGUGAUAUCAGUUUUCUCCACUCUUGGUCUCGCCCUUGUCUCCGGAUUCGGUGGCCUACUCGGCUUUUAUAUACCUGAAUAUGAAGCGGUGGGAAAGGGGUACGACGAUAUUACACAUUUGAUGACUUAUCCGACGCUGUUCAUGGGAAUCGGCAACCUCAUCGGAAUGCCUCUUGCCAUCGGAAUUGGGCGUCGCAUUGUUCUUCUCGGCUCUACCGUGGUUCUGGUGGUUGGUGCUGUUCUCUGCGCAACAGCGAAGAACUACGAAUGGCAUCUCGCCUCCCGAAUGGUUGUUGGCCUGGCCGCUGGACAGAGCGAGGCCUUGGUUCCCAUGAUAACCCAGGAGAUAUACUUUCUCCAUGAGCGCAGUAAAGCUCUCAUGGGCCAACAAGCUAUUCAAGUCAGUCUGACUUCAGUAUGGGUACUUUUCGCCGGGCCUAUUGCCGGGGCCGUAACUCCAGAAUGGUGGUACGGGCUCGGAGCAGCUUUGGCAGGUCUACUUCUGAUUGUUGCUUUUCUAUUUCUUCCUGAAACUAAAUACGACCGGUCGCUUGCUUCUUACCAGGAGGACACGUCCUCUGGCGAUGACGCCCGAAAGAACUCUAUGGGAAGUUUCCAGAAGACAGACUCCGAUGGCGUCUGCACAGAGCGACCACCCUUGGACAACACCCGGUAUGCACCGCGCACAUUCAAAUCCGACCUUCGCCUUUGGAUUGGCAAACCAGAAUGGAACAAAGUGUGGGAAGUGCUGAGACAAACUUUUGAACUGCUUCUUUUCCCAAACGUCCUCUGGGCCCUUCUCCUAAAUGGUCUCACAAUCGGCGUGAAUAUUGCCAUCGGAACCACGUACAGCACCAUCGUAUCAAGCCCGCCAUAUAACUGGCCUAACAGCAGCGCGAGCUACGUGAAUUGUGGACAGAUCGUGGUCGCAAUUGCGGCGCUCCCUCUUCUAGGCCACGGGUCCGACUACUUGAUCAAAUAUUUCGCUAGACGCAACGGCGGGAUGCACGAGCCAGAAGUUCGAAUCAUUCCUCUGAUUAUCCCCAUCGUUGUGGGUGUUUUUACAUCCGCCCUCUACGGUGCGGCUGCCGCAAAUCCAUACCAGUACCACUGGUUCACCUAUGUCUGGGGAGUUGCUGCGUACUAUUUCUGCUUCGUCGGAGCAAAUAUCGUGGCCAUUACCUACUUACUGGACAGUUAUCCUGCCCGAGCAGGGCCUUUGCUGGUCAUUAUUUGCGCCUUCCGAGGCAUCAUCUCUUUUGGUACGAGUUAUGGAACGGCACCGUUUGUUGAACUGCAUGGGUACGACGGUACAUUUGGAACGUUUGCCGCAUUGACAGGAUUUCUAGGGGCCCUGGGUAUCCCGGUCUUUAUUUGGGGCAAAAAGAUCCGACAAUUUACGGGACGCUUUGCGAAGGAUAAAUCUGACUGA
Aspergillus melleus is the source of this 1623-nucleotide messenger RNA. RefSeq lists its product as uncharacterized. Gene Ontology annotation, cellular component: membrane. The record is from RefSeq and is a predicted model, not a curated record. The coding region runs from base 1 to 1623 and encodes 540 amino acids. Gene Ontology annotation, molecular function: transmembrane transporter activity. Lineage: Eukaryota; Fungi; Ascomycota; Eurotiomycetes; Eurotiales; Aspergillaceae. Gene Ontology annotation, biological process: transmembrane transport. The transcript is spliced from 6 exons.